AUGGUCACCAGGCUAGAGGUCGCCCUGGACGCCCAGGAGCUGGCCGGAGACCAACGCGCUCUCCUCGAUCUUAUUGACAAGCUUCAGUUUGCCCAACUUGACAAUGUCAAGCUCCCGCAGAUCGUCGUCGUCGGCGACCAGAGCGCCGGCAAGAGCUCCGUCCUCGAGGCCAUCACCGGCACCCCUUUCCCACGAGAUGCCGGCGCCUGCACCAGAUUUGCAACCGAAAUCAGGCUGAGGAGGGCACCACAAGCCAGCAUCACAGUGUCUGUCAUUCCCGACAAGAACAGACCAUUUCCCGAGCAGGAGAGGUUGAGGCAGUUUGGCGGAAUGGUUAACACCAACAUGCCGUUUGAGCAGCUCAUGCGGUCAGCUGUCGACAUGAUUGCGCCAAAGAACAUCCCCGGCCGUUUUGCUGCUCGAGAUAUCCUUGUGGUGGAGAAAAGGGGCCCUGAUAUGCCCCUUCUGACCCUCGUCGACUUGCCUGGCCUCGUUCGCAACGCCAACAACGACCAGUCGCUCGAAGAUAUCCGAACUAUCGAGGCCCUUUCCGAUCGCUACAUGAAGAGCUCUCGCACCAUCAUUCUGGCGGUCGUCGGCGGAAAUUCGGAUUACGUUCAAGCCCCUAUUCUCACCAAGGCACGGCAUUUCGAUCCCAAUGGGUCAAGAACCAUUGGUGUGUUGACCAAGCCCGACCUUACCGAGUCGAUUGGCCUUGAAGACAAGUUCAUCGACCUCGUCAUGAACAAGGACAAGAGAAACGAUUUCCGCUUGGGCUGGUAUGUUCUCCUGAACCCCGGACCCCGAGAGGCCGGCCAGCCAUGGCCCACCCCGGAGGAGAGACGUCGGGUAGAGGAUUCCUUCUUUAACAGCGGAAAAUGGGCCCAAGUCCCACGUAACAUCUGUGGCACAAGGGCAUUGAUGCAGAAGCUCAGCGUCCAGCUCCAGCUUCACAUCGGAAAGCACGUCCAUAUCUUGCGCAAGCAGAUCCAAAAGGCACUUGACGACACCAACGCCGAACUCGAAUCCCUAGGCAUCGGCAAGGACACCCCGGAGGAGAUGCGGAUUGAGCUCGUUGAACUCUUCUCGGCAUCCAAGGAACUUGUCAUUCCAGCUGUAUACGGCUUCUACAAGAACCCUCCGAAGAAGACCUUCUUCAGAGUUACCGCCGACCCGAGAGGCACGCCAGCGCAGAACCUCCGCGCCCGUGCUAGCGAAGAAAAUGACCGCUUUUCGCAAAGAAUCAGGGCCCAGGGGCGCAAGCUCAACUUCGCCAUGCCCCCCGCAUCAGGAGACCUCGACGAUCCUGCUCCGAUUAACCAUGCUAAGCGAGAGUUUGUGACUAGCGAGGUUGAAAUGUUGCUCCGACAGAUCCGCGGUACUGAAUUCCCAAUGGACGCCAAACCCCGAGCUGUUUACAUGCUCUUCCAGAGUUACUCGGAGAACUGGCCCAAGCUGGCCCAAGAGCACAAGGACAACCUCGGCGUUGUUUGCAACGAGUUUCUCGGCGAGCUUAUCGACUAUGCUUGGCCGAAGCGCAUGCGCGAGCCGCUUCGGCGUCAUUUCCUCGACCCCCAAAUGAAGGCUCUGAUGGCCAAAGCUCAGCGCGAACUGGAUCUCCUCAUGCAAGACCAGAACCUCGAGGUCCAACCCUACGACCCUGAAUACGAGGAGCGCUUGCGAGCCUGGCACAUCGCCAGCUCACAAAAUGGUGCCCGGUACACGGAAGCCGAAGAAGUGCUGGAGAAGAUGCUCAUCUACUAUGAGCUCGCUGCCAAGACCUUCAUCCGCAAUACCAUUGUCCAGGUUGUCGAGAGACAUCUGCUCCAGGGCAUGUACGGCAUCUUCAACUCGGUCGAAGUCUUGGGCUUGAGCAACGAGAUUGUCGAGGCUAUCGCUGCCGAGAACAAGGAGACAAGGGAUCGGAGACAGACAUUGAAGGUCCAGAAGAAGGCCAUCGAAGAGGCCAAGGAUAUCUGUGCCAGUCUUGCCAUGCGCAAGGAGCUCAGGGCAUACGCCGAGGAUGCACCCGAAGAUGGCGAGUCGACGUCCGAUGAUGAGGCUCCCAAGCCAGUACGUCGAAGCACCAGCAAACGGUCAAGACGCUCGCGACAGCCCUCCAGUGGGGAGUUCACGCCACAGCCGCAACCAAGCAGAGGGUACGAUGACAACACUAGAUACUCUCAGCCCCCCUCCCAGGCUCCUCCACCACCAUCCACUCAUGCCCCGAGCACCACUUACGGGCCCAUCAGACCGGAAGUGACUGUGGAGACUGAUCAUGUUCCAGACACUGGAUACACGACACGGCCACCUCAGGCAGCGCCUCCUCCGCCGCCCCGGCCGGGAAAAGUGAGGGAUGAAGAGGGUCGCGCGUAUUCUCCGACCUCGACUACUCGCACCCCGCGGGGCGCUCCCGAGCAGUACUACACUAACGGCGGAGGUUAUUCCCCGAACCAUCCCUUCGGUAACGAUGCUGUGGAGUUUGAGGCCUCGAGAAGGAGAAAGCCUGUAAGGAGUUAA
Messenger RNA from Podospora pseudocomata, 2520 nucleotides. RefSeq lists its product as uncharacterized. NCBI's taxonomy places the organism in Eukaryota, Fungi, Ascomycota, Sordariomycetes, Sordariales, Podosporaceae. The record is from RefSeq and is a predicted model, not a curated record. Gene Ontology annotation, cellular component: microtubule; membrane; cytoplasm. Bases 1 to 2520 code for a protein of 839 amino acids. Gene Ontology annotation, molecular function: GTP binding; GTPase activity; microtubule binding. The transcript has a single exon.